GUUCAUGCUUGUGUUUCAGUGAGUAUCCCGCCACCAGAGGGAGAGAAUGGGGAGGAGGAGGAAGAAGAAGACGGAAAUACAGGAAAAGGGAGGAAAGGAAUGGAGAACCUCCCAUCCAUCCAUGAAAUCUCCGAAGAAGAGGCAAGGCAAGCUCUACACAAACACGCCCAACACAAGACCUGCUAUGGCACCACCACCGCAAAACGCAUGGCCAUCACCAAGAUCAUCUCCUCCUCCGCCUUCCAUUACGAGCUGCAGACAUUCACAGAGAAGCGGGAGACGUCAUGGGCCUUCACGCCCUACGGAGGGGGAGGGGGAGGGGAGGGUGAAGACGGAAGUCACAAUGGAGCCCCGUUGCCCUGGGACAUCCCUGCUUCGCCUUCACGGCUCUUCCACGAUGAGGUCAAAGUUCUUGACGUCCCCGGGACGACUUCCAUCAAGGAAUGUCAUCGAUGCCGAGGCGCUGGGAGCCUUCUCUGCAACGAAUGCCACGGCAAGGGAUGGACGGCUUGCAUGACGUGCCAUGGGGAUGGGUGGAGGACGGACUCCCACGGUCAACGGGAUCUUUGCUUUUACUGCCAGAGCAGCCGUCAUGGGCAUGGAAAACAGGAUUGCCUCCAGUGCAAUGCACACGGAUGCGUUGCCUGUCCGACCUGCGAUGGAUUCGGCCAGCUCCGCUGCUUCAUCCGACUUACCAUCACCUGGAAGACGACGACAUCCGAGCACAUCGUGGAGAGAAGUUGCCUGCCCGAGGGCUGCAUCCGGACGGUGUCAGGCCAGGUAGCCUUUGAAGAGGAGCACUCCAGGGUUCUUCCACUCAGGGCAUUCCCUGAUGAGACUAUCAAGAUGGCCUCUGCCCAGCUGGUCCAAGAUCAUGCGGCUCGCUUCCACGACCAGAGGAUCCUUGCUCAGACACAGGGAAAAAGAGGAUUCAGAUCUUGGAAGACCUGGAUGCGGAGGAGGAGACGAGGGAGAGGCAUUGGGCAGAGGUUCACCAAUGUCACUGACAUCUCCAAUAUUUCCCCUGGACCACAUCCUACCUCAUCCCCUUCUGUCUCCCUUCCGUUCACACGAACCUCUGGACAAAAGAAAAAAGAUUCACAGCAUACUUUGGCAUGGAGUGACUUGUUAAGAGAGGCUGCAGUUCCUGUUCCUAUGGGACCAAGGCUGGAGUGCCUGCUUCCACUGGAGGACUUCAUGGACACACUGGAGUCACUCCUCUUUGGCAGGAAAUUCCCUAAGAUGAUACCUCCUCUCAAUGACUGGGACUGGAAGGAAAAAAUGGGUUGUGCCAUAAGUACCCAUGCUGACAAAGAAGCCAUUGAAAGGUCCAAGAAGAUUGACAAGGAUCUAAGAGCUGAUGGGGAGAGAGCUGCCAGAGAAGUCAAGUUACUCUUGCUUGGCGCUGGAGAGAGUGGUAAGAGUACCAUUGUGAAGCAGAUGAAGAUCAUCCAUGAAACAGGGUAUUCCAGGGAGGAAUGUGAGCAGUAUCGACCAGUGGUUUACAGUAACACAAUUCAAAGCCUGAUGGCCAUCAUCAGAGCCAUGGGACAAUUGAAGGUUGAAUUUGCUGAUCCAUCUCGAACAGAGGAUGCCCGGACAUUUUUCACUCUUGCAAGUGCAGUGGAUGAAGGAACCAUGACUCCUGAGCUCUCUGCUGUCAUGAAGCGUCUAUGGACAGACAAGGGGGUUCAGCAUUGCUUUCAUCGCUCCCGAGAAUACCAGUUGAAUGAUUCGGCUGGGUAUUACCUGAAUGCCCUGGAUAGAAUCUCCCAGCCUGGAUAUGUGCCAACCCAGCAGGAUGUGCUCAGAACUCGAGUGAAGACCACAGGGAUUGUUGAAACUCAUUUUGAAUUCAAAGGAUUACAUUUCAAGAUGUUUGAUGUUGGAGGUCAGAGAUCAGAGAGAAAGAAGUGGAUUCAUUGCUUUGAAGGUGUCACUGCCAUAAUAUUUUGUGUUGCUUUGUCUGGUUAUGACCUUGUGCUGGCUGAAGAUGAGGAGAUGAAUCGUAUGAUUGAAAGCAUGAAAUUGUUUGAUUCCAUCUGUAACAACAAGUGGUUUGUUGACACAAGUAUCAUCCUUUUCUUGAACAAAAAGGACCUUUUUGAAGAGAAGAUCACCAAAUCACCUCUCACUAUCUGCUUCCCUGAAUACACCGGUUCAAACACUUACGAGGAAGCAGCUGCCUACAUCCGGAUGAAGUUUGAAAAUCUGAACAAGAGGAAAGAUCAGAAAGAGAUCUUCACUCAUUUCACUUGUGCCACUGACACCAACAACAUCCAAUUUGUUUUUGAUGCCGUCACAGACAUCAUCAUCCGCAACAACCUCAAGGACUGUGGCCUCUUCUAAACGCUUUGUUCUUUUUUAUCUCCAUGCCAUUGGUCUUCCUUCAUGUCUGAUUGGAUGUUCAGACAUGAGUCUAAAUGAAAGGCACAAAUAUUUUGGUGAGAGGUGAGGUUUUCUUGAAAAGGAGCUGCAAACUCUGCCUCCUUCAAAUACUCGUAAUAUAAUCUUGAAGCAUUUGUCCUCGCUCUCUUCUUUGCCGUGUUCAGCCAAAGAGACCUCUCAGUUGCCAUGACAUAAGGAAUUGAACGAAUGCAGAAUCUCUAAAUUUUUCACUCUCCUUCUCUGUGAUCUUUUCUAUCUUGUGGGAUGUUUCCUUGUGAUAGUCCUGGUGCCAUGUAUCUCUUCCUUCUGCUCUUCCAUUUGAGGCCAAAUCUUUUUCAUAUCAUUUGGAGAACUUUCUUCACAGCUCAAAUUGUGAAUCUCUUAACCUAUUUCUGUAUGACAUGCUUUAAAAUAUUCUCCACUUUUUUUAUGACUUCAUUACAGUAUUCCUUGUGUUUUGUUUCUGUGGGUUUUUAUCUUUGUACUCUUUUGAUAUGCAGGCGGCAUUGAGUGCCAUGACUUCAUUCCUUCUUCUUUUGUCAUCUAUAAAAAAAAAUUUGUCUUGCC
Messenger RNA from Darwinula stevensoni, 2955 nucleotides. Lineage: Eukaryota; Metazoa; Arthropoda; Ostracoda; Podocopida; Darwinulidae. The record is from the annotation of a GenBank genome assembly.